Molecule: messenger RNA, 2360 nt
Organism: Enhydra lutris kenyoni (northern sea otter)
Lineage: Eukaryota; Metazoa; Chordata; Mammalia; Carnivora; Mustelidae
Product: 5-phosphohydroxy-L-lysine phospho-lyase
Exons: 10
Coding region: 1-1365 (454 amino acids)
Cellular component (GO): mitochondrion
Molecular function (GO): pyridoxal phosphate binding; transaminase activity
Source: RefSeq, a predicted model, not a curated record
AUGGCCGCCGUAGUGCGGGGGAAGGCCGAGACGCUGGCCCUGAGGCGGCGGCUGCUAAGCGAUUCUUGCAGACUCUUUUACCCGGAGGAUCCUAUUAAGAUUGUCCGGGGCCAAGGACAGUACUUGUAUGACGAAGAGGGAGCAGAAUACCUCGAUUGUAUCAACAAUGUGGCUCAUGUCGGACACUGCCACCCUGUCGUGGUCCGGGCCGCGCACGGACAGAACCAGAUGCUCAACACCAACAGCCGCUACCUGCACGACAACAUCGUGGACUAUGCGCAGAGGCUGUCAGAGACCCUGCCGGAGAAGCUCUGUGUGUUUUAUUUCCUGAAUUCUGGGUCAGAAGCCAAUGACCUGGCCCUGAGGCUGGCCCGCCAGUACACGGGACACUGGGACGUGGUGGUGUUAGACCACGCUUAUCACGGUCACCUGAGCUCCCUGAUCGACAUCAGCCCGUACAAGUUCCGAGACCUGGAUGGCCAGAAGGAGUGGGUCCAUGUGGCACCUCUCCCAGACACCUACCGGGGUCUUUACCGGGAGGACCACCCCAAUCCAGCAGGGGCCUACGCCAGCGAGGUGCAGCAUGUGGUGAACAGCGUGCAGGAGAAGGGCAGGAAGAUCGCAGCCUUUUUUGUGGAGUCUCUGCCCAGUGUUGCAGGGCAGAUCAUUCCCCCGGCCGGCUACUUCCCCAAAGUGGCAGAGCACAUCCACAGGGCCGGAGGGCUCUUUGUCGCAGACGAGAUUCAAGUGGGCUUUGGCCGAGUAGGCAAGCACUUCUGGGCCUUCCAGCUGCAGGGAGAAGACUUUGUCCCCGACAUUGUCACCAUGGGCAAGUCGAUUGGCAAUGGUCACCCGGUAGCCUGUGUGGCCACAACCCAAGCUGUGGCAAGGGCCUUUGAAGCCACCGGCGUCGAGUAUUUCAACACGUUUGGGGGCAGCCCGGUGUCCUGCGCCGUGGGCCUGGCCGUCCUGGACGUUCUAGAGAAGGAGCAGCUGCGGGCUCAUGCUGCCUCUGUGGGCAGUGUCCUCAUGGAGCUCCUCCAACAGCAGAAAGCCAAGCAUCCCAUCAUCGGGGACGUCAGAGGCAUCGGGCUCUUUAUCGGUGUGGACCUGAUCAAAGACACAGCGACCAGGACACCAGCAACUGAGGAGGCGAACUACGUGGUGUCCAGGUACUACUUCUCGAACCGAGUUGCCUCUGCAGCGUCCCCUGACUGGGAGGGAGCUGCUGUCCUGCUUUUGCCAUUGCCACUAUGUCCCUGGGCCCUCAGGGCCACAGAGGGCUGCCUGCAGGAGUUGGCAUCAGGGCCAGAGCGGGGAAGGGAACCCCCUUCUGGGUACCCCCACCCCGACACCACACACUGAUAAAACAGCCGGGUCCGCUUGGUGGCCAGUGCCUGGCGGCAGGGCCUCGGAUGGGUGUGGGCCGUUCCCAGCCGAGGAUGCGGGCGCCACAGGGGCUCAGAGACCAUAAAGCCACAUCCCACAGCGCCCGGCUGCCCCGGGGAAGCCGCUACUUUCACGGCCAUGCCAGGGCCCGUGGCAGAGCCAGACUUGGGGCUCCCCAUGGGCACAGCAGCCCAUUUUCUUUGGUUCGGACAGGCUUCCUGCUCCUUGUCUGGGUGAAGGCAUCUGGAGGACCCCACCCCUGCCCCAGGGAAUAAAUGAGAGAGAAUGGAAGUCGGGGUCAGAAUGUAAAUACAAUCACCUCAGACCCUUUCUUUCUGGUCAAAUGACCUUCCCAGGUUGAAGUGCAAACAUGUCCUUAGGGUACCACUACUAUUAAGGAGGUGAAGCUAUCUUCCUAGAAAGAACUGGAAAUGAAAACUGCGGAGUCCUCUGAGAUGUCCAGAUGCCUCUGGGGCGGGAAGCAGAACCGGGGCUGGCAGAGAAGUUCCUGGAGCCGGGAGGGGGCACAGGGGUUCGCUGUACCAGCCCGGCAGCAUUGGUGCGGUGCAGGAAUGCUGGCUGGCCACGUCCUAGCCAUGGCCUGUUUUGGCUCAGGCCGGGAUUCCAGGGCUGGAUGAGCGGAGGCCCCUGCUUGGGGUAGGGGUGGGAAUGGAGGGUGGCGGGCUCGGGGCCAGGCGCAAGGCACCCCACACAGGAGCCCUUAGUGCUGGGUGAACAAGGACAGGCAGGCAGUUCAGGAGGAGGUGGCCGGUGGUGUCCCUGCGGGACCUGGACUGGGGUGGGGCUCCCAGGGGCCGGUUGGCUGAAGCCAGGACAGACUUUGAGGCUCUGUGAAGGGUUCCUUGGCUGCUGGGCCACAGGGCCUUGCCAUGUCCUAUCCUCACAGGCUGAAAGAGAACUACAUUUUGCUGAGCACAGACGGCCCUGGGCGGAAUGUCCUGAAAUUUAAA